UCUGUCCUCGGCAGCGGAGGCCACUUCAACCCCGCGGUGUCGCUGAGCGUGUGGCUGCUCGGGGGGCUCCACAUCACCAUGCUCAUCCCCUACUGGCUGUCCCAGCUCUGCGGAGGGAUGAUCGGAGCCGGCCUGGCAAAGGCCGUGGCACCGAGCGAGCGCUUCGGCAACGCCAGCGGAGGAGCCUUCGGCGGCAUCACGGCUGACGAGCAGGUCCCCGCUGUCCUGCUGGGGGAGAUUGUGCUCAGCUCCUUCCUGCUCCUCGUGGUCUGCAUGGGAGCCAUCAAUGGCAGGAGCAGGACCCCGCUGGCCCCGCUGUGCAUCGGCCUCACGGUCACCGCCGACAUCCUGGCGGGGGGCGGUGUGUCCGGAGCCUGCAUGAACCCAGCCCGAGCCUUCGGGCCAGCUCUGGUGGCAAACUACUGGGACUACCACUGGGUGUACUGGGUGGGGCCCAUGUUGUCUGCCCUGCUCGUCGGGGGGCUGCUGAGGUUCCUGCUGGGUGACCAGGCCAUGCGCCUGUUCCUGAAGUGACAGCGGGCACAGGGCCCUGUCCAUGGGUGCAGCCCAGCACAGCCGGUGUGGAACCUUCUGCCCCUGCUCCUUCCCCUUCCUCCUGCCCACCUCAGCAUCUCCGUGGGCCAGCCAUGGUUCCUGUGCUGCUGCAGCGAGGAUGGAAACGUCCCAGCCAAGCCACAGUCCCAGGGCUCUGGCAGCACCGUGUCCGUGGUGUCCCCGGCUCCUCUGGCACUGCCCACGCACAGAGUGUGACCCCCGAGCUGUGCCCGGGCACCCCCAGAGCCAGGGAGCCCUGUGCCCUCUGGGUGGGCACCAGUGGCCCCGCUCAGACUGGCCGGGACAAUGGCGAGCAGCUCCUGCCCCUGGCUGCUGCCUCAGAGGGUGACAGGAGCCGGGAGCUUUGGGGACAGUCCUGUCGCUGUCCCCUCGGGGCAUCAGGAGGACCAGGGGGUGAGGCACUCACCCAGGUGUCAG
Parus major (Great Tit) is the source of this 993-nucleotide messenger RNA. RefSeq names its product aquaporin 8 (gene AQP8). The record is from RefSeq and is a predicted model, not a curated record. Gene Ontology annotation, biological process: water transport; transmembrane transport. The annotation marks the transcript as partial. Gene Ontology annotation, molecular function: water channel activity. Gene Ontology annotation, cellular component: plasma membrane. The transcript is spliced from 4 exons. NCBI's taxonomy places the organism in Eukaryota, Metazoa, Chordata, Aves, Passeriformes, Paridae.